Messenger RNA from Tigriopus californicus, 4911 nucleotides. It is a transcript of the gene MED14, whose product is annotated as mediator of RNA polymerase II transcription subunit 14-like. Gene Ontology annotation, biological process: regulation of transcription by RNA polymerase II. NCBI's taxonomy places the organism in Eukaryota, Metazoa, Arthropoda, Copepoda, Harpacticoida, Harpacticidae. Bases 342 to 4784 code for a protein of 1480 amino acids. The transcript is spliced from 2 exons. Gene Ontology annotation, molecular function: transcription coregulator activity. Gene Ontology annotation, cellular component: mediator complex; core mediator complex. The record is from RefSeq and is a predicted model, not a curated record.
AUCCAUUCAUUAUGCCAACCUCCAAAAUGACCUCAUUCCCUCUCACCCGAGGUUGCUCUCUGCCCAGCCAGCCUUCCAAGUUCUGCCCCGCUCCCUCCUGCAUCCAGCCCAUGGAUCUGGCCGACUCAAUCUAGGACUGGCAUCCAUCCACUCCUGUUCUCCCUCUUGAUGGUGAACUCGCGGCAUCCAACCCUCCAUGUAACCACUGUCCAUCGAUUGCAUGUCCGGUUUGAUAUUAAGUGCACAUGGGACCCAAGGGUAGAGGGCCCUUAGCUCUGGCCUCUUGCCUCCCUGCUCAUCAGGGGUCUGUGUAACUAACGACGUACCAUAAGAGCGUUAGUAUGCUAUCGCCCGCCAUGCAUCAUGGCUCGAGUGGCCAUUUGGGUCAUGGGAUGGGGGGAGGACAUGCCGGUGGUAUGGAUAUGAUGGGACCUAUGGGGCAGCAUCAUCAUCAUGGGGGUCUGAAUGCUCAUCAUGGGCAUCAUGGACACGCUCAGAGUGCGGCUGUUCACCCGGGACUCAUGAAUAGCACUAGUGGACCCUCGCCGCAUACGCCCAGUGGAGGUUUGGGACCGCCUUUACAGGGUGUGACCGCUGUGGUUCCCUCUGCGUCUGCGGCCAACCAAGUGUCCCUGGCUCAACUCAUCGAGUUCAUCGUCCAACGGUCCUAUCACGACUUGAGCGUCUUGGCCGAGUUGUUGCCGCGCAAAACCGACAUGGAACGCAAGAUCGAGAUCUUUAAUUAUGCUUCCCGCACUCGAAUGCUGCUCAUCCGGCUCCAAUCGUUGGUCAAAUGGGCCUCUUCGGCCUCGAAGGUCGACAAAUGCGUUUCCAUCAUGGCCUUUUGUGAGCGAUCAGCCCACGUGUUCAUGGACACGGCUGAUGCCAUGGCCCGCAUGUCCCGCGAAACCUUAGUGCGGGCCACGUUGCCCAAUUUCCAUUUGCCAGCUGCGGUCGAGAUACUGACCACAGGGUCCUAUUCCCGGGUGCCGCGCUGUAUUCGCGACCGCAUUGUGCCGCCGGAACCUAUUACUCCCGCGGAACGCCGCCAAACCCUAUUGAAAUUGAAUCGCGUCAUCGAGCAUCGCUUGGUCACCUCGGACUUGCCGGUACAAAUGCGGAAUUUGAAAAUCGAAAAUGGACGGGUCACUUUCUAUGUUCAACACGAAUUCGAAGCCACCCUCACUUUAAUGGGCGAUGGACCUUUGAUUCCUUGGCGCUUACUCAAAGUCCACGUGUUGGUGGAGGACAAAGAAACGGGGGAAGGCAAAGCUUUGAUGCAUUCCAUGCAAUUGCGGUAUGUGGAGCAGUUGCUUCAGACGCGAUUGGCUUCGGAUGAACCGCAGCCUUUGCAUGAUUUGUACAGUAUUCUGCACAGCUUGUGCCAAGCCCUUCAAUUGGAAGUGUUACACAGUCAGACGCAGAAAUUGUGCUUUGAGCGUCUGGGUGAUUAUAUCCGAAUUGAAGAGUACAAACCCGGUCGGUGUUUGACCAUCAGUUAUUGGCGCGAAUUGAUGUCGAAGGACCCGAAUUCUGAGCUAGGUUAUAGAUUUUCCGUACAAGUGGAUCCGCAUGACCCGGCUAAGCCAUUGAUGGUGUUCCAUGUUCCGCCUUUAGUGAGCGAUGUGGGCGACAAGGCCAUUCGAAGUGAUCAUAUCUCCUUGGAACGCAUCCUCGUGAGUAGCAUUUACGUCCGCACGAAAUCCCGCUUGAAUGAACUCAAGAAAGACAUCCAAGGUCGGCUGAAACUCCGUGAUCUGGAGGCCACACUUCAUGGGUCUCCAGCUGUGCUCUCCAUUCCCAUUUUGGAAAAGUGUCUCAGGUCUGAACAGCUCCUAGUCACGGUGGACACGCACACGGGGAUUUUUCUGGCUCAUGUUCCGCAAUAUGAGAACAAUCCUUUCACCUCGCAGAUUCAACAAGCCCUCAACGAUGACCGGUCCCAUUUGGAGGCGCUGGUCUCGCAAUUGAGGUUCUGGAUCACCAAACAAAGGGUCCACAAGACUCUUCAACAACUCCCGGCCACUUCAUACGAACGCCUACCCAUUCUCUUUGACUUGAACAAGCAUCCACUCAAGGAUUUGUCGCCCAAUCGAAUGUACAUCCGACUUCAUCGCCAGCCCAAUGCCAUUCUUAUUGUCGAGUUCCAUGAGAAGGAGACGAACCAUUGCGAGAUUGAAUAUCAGUACUACUUCCUCUGGGUCCGACCCGCAUCGAUUGAGGACAAUCCCAACGAUGAAAAAGUGGUCACAUCCAUUCCCAAAGUCUAUUUGAAGGCCCUCACCAUGGUUCAAUUCGAUCCAUUCCUGGUGACCCACGGGACUGCUACCAAGGUGGAUGUUCAAGAUCUCUCAGAGAAGAUCAUUGGGAAGCGGAAAUUGGGCGGGAAGAUCGAACCGCCCAUCAAGCGAACCAAAUUCCCCGCCUACUUCAUCUCCGACCUGGCCCACGUGAUUGCCUUCACGGAUGAGCGGAUUCCAUUAACGGGAUUGUGCAUGGAGUUCACCAAGUGGGGCAUUGCCCAUUCGGGGGUGGAAAUCGAAGACAAGGCCGUGGGUUUGGUUAUCAAGAUAUUUAAGUUCCCACAUGUGAGUGGUGUGAGCAAAGGCGCCGUGCUCCGAUUGCAAAAGUACCUGCUGGCUGUCAAUGUCAGGCUAGUUCACCGUCAAGGUCGAUUCUGGCGCUUGGAGUUCGUGUUUUGUGGCACUCCCGUGGGAAGCAUUGCCCAGAAGAAGAACUCGGCGGGUAGGAAGACCCUUCAAUUCACGUUCGAGGUGGGGAACGUGGACAAGAUGAACACCACUGUGGAGGCCAUGUACCAGGAGUGGGUCCAAAUUGUCCACGUUUUCGAUGUGGUCGACCAACUUGAAGAGUACCUGCAGCAUGACUCUUGUAGCAUUUCGAAUAUUGUGGGAAUCAAGUCCUACUCGUUCAAGGAUGUGGUUCUGGAGUUUGGACCCAACCGCAACCAAACGGUUCGAGUUGAGUGGAAAGCGGCCAGAAACCGGUUUGCUCUAUCGUUUGAUGCUCUCAAACAGCAUGCAGGCGUGGUUCCACACAAUCUAGUUCGGGAGCAGCUCGAGCAACAUCUGAAUAUGCACCGAAACCUGCCACUCUUGGCCAAGAUCAUUGUGGAAACCAGUUCGCCAUUGAAGUCCAUCUCGCUCUUGCCCAAUAUCCCGCAGAUGGGAGUCAGCUUGCACAAGAUUAACCACCCCGUGGAGACCUUUGUCUCACUACCCCAAUCGGGCACCCACAUCAAGGUCCUGUUUUACAACACCUAUUGCCUGGACAUCCAAAUUCGCGCUGGAGGUCUAGUCUACGUUCGAGACGGUGCCAUUUCCUUGUUUGACCAAAGAAAAGUAAUCGACGAGAUCCAGCCCAUCCCUGGACUCAAGACCUUUCUCUCCAAGUACGUGGACGAGUCCGCCUUUCAUAGACGACAAUCACAGACUGAGGAUGACAACCCGCCCAGCCCCACCCUCGUCGGGGCUAAUGACGAGCAGUCGGGGGUGGGAUUAAGGUUCAACACGCCACACACACCUCCUUCUAACCCUUUAACUCCUGCCAGUCCUCUCACCGGCACCUCUUCUUCCUCGACCACCAAUCCUGGGUUCCUGCAAAGUCCACCUUCGGGGAUUCGUAAUCCGUCGCCGGCUAAUAUACCUCAACCUUCUCCGUCGGGUCAGCCCAUGCCUAGCCCUUCUGGGUUCAUGGUGCCUUCCCCGAUCAACCCUGUCAACUCCGUGGGCAGCCCUUUCCCCUCGGUCCAAUCUCCUUUGGCUGUGGGCUCUCCAGGAGCCAUCCGUCCUUCUCCUCGGCCCAACCGGUCUCAUACUCCCAAUCCUCAACAAUCUCAACCCAUAGCUAGAAUUCUCCCGCCACGCCUGUGGGCCGGCGCCCAACCCACUCCCUUGACAUUUCAAGCCUUUGACGAGCUCUGUCGACCUUGCACCGCUUUGGCACCCACACCAGGGGUCUCGGUGCUUCCAAUGACCUUGGCACCACUACACCGGUUUUUGGGCUGUCUUUUCUUGAGGCGACAGUUGCACCAUGUGGUACGCCAAGAGGAAAUGGUGCAAGGGUUACCCCCGAGCGACAACACUACCAUUAAUUUCAAGGUGGAUGGACUGGUUUGCAGAGUUCUCUGUAUGGCGGGGAACAACUUCCAAUCAUUGCAUCUGAAAUUGGAGCCAGAUAAAAAUAUGGCUCCUCAUUGGCCCCCGGACAUGAUUCAUACUAUGGAGAAAUUCUUUGAUAUUCGCGUCGCCGCUCCGCCGUUCCGUCCAAAUGCGGUCACCGCCUUCAUCAAGAUCCUCCAAUGCCCCAUCGAGCCCUUGAAGGACAUUGUCAACAUCAUGCGAUACGAGAUGAACCCAGAACUGGUGAUUCGAAACAACUUGAAGUGGACGUGCCGUAUUUGUCUUACAGUCCCACCCUCAGCCCCACCCAUCAUCCCGCUCAGUCAGCCCGGUUUGCUGCGCCUGAAGGAUAAAAUGCUCCUCUUCCUUCACAUUAUCAGGGCCAAUGUGCAACUUCCCCCGGGUGUGGAACCUCAAAGUGUGGUCAUUCCCUUGGUCUACGAUAUCAACAUGAACUCCACCACUGUAGCUCAGAAAGAGAUGAACCCGGUGGUGAAUAUCGCUCAGCAACAUCUGAGCCGUUUAGGGCGAUCCGGCCAACUCCCCAUGAAUCGUUGCACGAUUCUUCCCUCGGUGCAAGACCUACUCUUCCAAUUGACCCUCCCCAACGAGGGUCCUGCUAGUUCCAGAGAGUAUGUGUAAUGUCAACUGGAUUAAGAAAUAUAUGUGCAUAUGGAGAGCAAAACAAGAAGUUGUCGUCAUUGGAGCCUUUCUUGAUAACGAUGUUAUCCAGUAUGAUAAUCCGAUACUUCAAAUGUUUGACAAAGUU